This is a messenger RNA of Cyprinodon variegatus (sheepshead minnow), 1887 nucleotides long. Its product is annotated as nuclear factor 7, ovary-like. Lineage: Eukaryota; Metazoa; Chordata; Actinopteri; Cyprinodontiformes; Cyprinodontidae. The record is from RefSeq and is a predicted model, not a curated record. Gene Ontology annotation, molecular function: zinc ion binding; protein binding. Bases 688 to 1887 code for a protein of 399 amino acids. The transcript has a single exon.
UCUUAUAUCAGGUACUGCUGGAAAAGAUCCACUUCUACAAUCCAAAGAACUGUAAAUCUGUCAGAUCUGUACUGCCGCUUAGAUGUUUGUUUUAUAAUGGAAAUGCAGGCAUCCAUAGGUCCAAAGGUCUACUGUUAUAGUCCCUCUGGAACUCCCUGCGAUCCAGGAGAAUUUAAAGACUGCAAGAUGUAAAAAAGAUAGGAGAAGAACAAGGCGAGAGGAGGGAAAGAUGUACAACCAGGGAAUCUUUCGAAAGGAUUAGAUGCAUUUUACCCUUCCUGACUUGGACACUAGUAUGUGUUGGUGUAAAUUACAUUUUACACUCCCUGACAAGGUUGUUAUGAUCUGAUUGGCACCAAUAAAUGUAUAAAACCGGAUUAUCAGAAGCUGUCAGAGCUUGUGGUCCAUGAACUUUGAACUCUGCAGAGAAGUGUCCUUCAAGACCUGAUUUAGCCGUUUUAUGACACGUCACCUGACAGAGCUCAACAGCUUAACCUGAAACAAACCAGGAAACAGUUUAAUUUUCUGAAUUCUGAGUCCAGGUGGACAGACGGAUCUUUAAAGGCUUUCCUGCCACAAUCUGAAGGUGAGUUUGGACAAUAUCACUAAAACUGGUUUGGGUGAGUUUAACGGAGGAAGAAGGUGGACUCAUGUCUGACCGUACUGCGUUGUUCUCAGCCUGAAGAAAUGUCUUUGAAGAGCCAGAAUGAGAGCUUCUUACCAGAGAGUGAUCAGACAACCUCCGCCACUCUGUGCACUCUUCACAAUGAGACAUUCAAGCUGUUCUGCCUGGACCACCAGCAGCCUGUGUGUGUCGUCUGCAGGGAUUCCAAACAACAUUUCAGGCACAGUUUCCAUCCUAUAAACGAAGCUGCACAGGAUCACAGGGAGAAACUGUUGACUCUGCUGAUGCCUCUGAAGGACAAACUGGAGCUGCGGAAGACGGACAAGGAGAAGUUUGAGGUGGCAGCAGAACAUAUCAAAGUCCAGGUCAAGCAGACCAGGAGACAGAUUGUAGAGAGGUUUGAGAAACUCUACCAGUUUCUAGCUGACGAAGAAGAGGCGAGGUUGACUGAACUGAUGGAGGAAGAGAAGCAGAAGAGCUGUGCUAUGGAGCAAAUGCUGACAGCUCUCAGCAUUGAGAUAGAAGCUCUCUCAGAAACGGUCAAAAUCACAGAGGAGGAACUGGAAGCUGAGGAUAUCACAUUCCUGCACAAGUACAGGACAGCAAUGCAAAGGGUCCAGCACUGCCCCCUGCUGGAGGAUCCACAACUCCCCUCAGGAGCUCUGAUAGAUCAGGCCAAACACCUGGGCAACCUGGCCUUCAACGUCUGGAGCAACAUGAAGGACGUGAUCUCAUACUCUCCAGUUGUUUUGGACCCAAACACGGCUCACCCUGCCCUCAUCCUGUCAGAAGAUCUGGUCAGCGUGAGACGAGAGGACAAAAUGGAGCUUCCCGACAACCCAGAGAGGUUUGAUUUUUAUAACUCUGUGUUGAGCUCAGAAGGUUUUGACUCUGGGACCCAAAGCUGGGAUGUGGAGGUUGGAGACAGCUCCUACUGGGGCCUCGGUGUAAUGGCUGAGUCCGUCCAGAGGAAGGGAAACGUGACCUCUGGAUUGUGGGCAAUUCAUCUCUGCAAAGGAAAAUACACAUCGUGGUCACCGAUGGGUUCGUCCACUUACCUCAACAUCCAGGGAGACCUAAGGAGGGUCAGAGUUCAUUUGGACUGGAAAAGAGGAAAGCUGUAUUUCUCUGAUUUGGAUACAAACAGUUACAUACACAUCUUUACACACACCUUCACUGAAAAGUUGUUGCCUAUUUUUAAUCCUGCAGAAGAAAUGAAAAUUUUACCGAUGAAGCUUUCUGUGUCGAAAUGGAAAGUCUGA